Pediculus humanus corporis (human body louse) is the source of this 1080-nucleotide messenger RNA. Its product is annotated as PHD finger protein, putative. NCBI's taxonomy places the organism in Eukaryota, Metazoa, Arthropoda, Insecta, Psocodea, Pediculidae. Gene Ontology annotation, cellular component: nucleus. The record is from RefSeq and is a predicted model, not a curated record. The transcript has 9 exons. Bases 1 to 1080 code for a protein of 359 amino acids.
AUGGAUAAGGAGAAAAAUACUUGUGAUAUUAAAUAUGGUCCACUUCAUUCCAUAGAAAAUAUUAACGCACAUUAUUAUUGUGUGCUUUUGUCGAAUGAUAUUCUCCAAAGGGGAAAUGAUAAUGAAGGGUUAUUAGGUUUUCUAGAGGAAGAUAUUAAAGAAUUGCAUAAAAAAAGUGCCGAUAAUAUUUGCGUUUAUUGUUUAAAAGGUUAUGCAACCCUUAAAUGUUGUUACAAAAAAUGUAGAAAAAUAUUUCAUCUUCCUUGUGGAAUACAAAAUAAUUCAAUGAGCCAGUUUUAUGGUUCUUUUAAUAAUUUUUGUUCACUACACAAACCUAUACAAAAAAUUCCUCAAAAAUAUUACAAAUCAAUUGGUAAAAUACUUUGUUCCAUUUGCUAUAGUUCUAUUAAAUUUGAUAAUUCAAACAAAUUUGAUAAUGUUUUAUGGGCUCCUUGCUGUAAAAAAACUUGGUAUCACAAAUUUUGUAUUCAGAAACUUGCCAAUAGUGCUGGAUAUUUAUUUAAGUGUGCUAUUUGUAAUGACAGUGGUAAAUUUAAACAAUGGAUGCUUCGUUUUGGUGUUUUCAUUCCGAAAAGAGAUGCCUCAUGGGAGCUUGUUCCAAAUGCAUAUGAAGAAUUAUUAUUCAAAUACAAUAAAUGUGAUGCAGAUGUUUGUAAAUGUCCAGAUGGUAGGGAAAAAGAUGUCGAAAGCACUAUUUGGCAAAUAAUAUUAUGUAACACAUGCGGCUCUCAAGGUAUUCAUGUUAAUUGUGGAAGACUGAAAUUUUCUGAUCCUGAAUGGCAAUGUAAUAUUUGUGCCAAAAUAUUAAACAAAAAUAAUGAUGACUAUUCUAAAAAAAAUAUAUCUCUAAGUUCAAAUGAUUUUUCUAAAAACAUUCCAAGUUCAUCGAAACUUUCGAAAAAUAAAAGAGGAAAAAGAAAACAUUCAACAGAGGUGGAAGUUUUGGUUUGUGAUAAAAAACAAAAAAUAGAUUACAAUUCCUCCAUUGUAAUUAAAUGUCUGAACAAUAAAGAAGAUUUUCAAGAAAGUAAUUCAAAUAAAGAGGAAGCUUUACUAUAA